This is a messenger RNA of Adineta ricciae, 1575 nucleotides long. NCBI's taxonomy places the organism in Eukaryota, Metazoa, Rotifera, Eurotatoria, Adinetida, Adinetidae. The record is from the annotation of a GenBank genome assembly.
AUGAAUCGGUCAAAUAUUAAACUUCUUGAUUUACCUACUGAAAUAUUAUUUAUUAUUCUGCAAAGACUUGAUAAUAUGGAUGCUCUCUAUUCUUUAUUCGAUGUUGAUACUCAUCGACUCAAUACAGUAGUACAACAUAAAGCCUUCACUACUGCUCUCAACUUCGUAUUACUAACAUCGACUGAUGAUAUUUUACCGGUUACUGAUCUGAUACUUGACCGAUUCUACAUGAGUAUUUUGCCUAAAAUUGACCAUAACAUCACAUCACUUAUUCUUGAAUCACAGUCCAUGGAACGUAUUCUUCGUGCUGCUGAUUAUCCGAAUUUAACUAAGUUGAAAAUCUACAAUUUCCUUGAUAAAAUUGCUUCGUCUUAUUUUACAGAUACAUCGCCUUUUCGACGAAUUUUUCAAGAACAGAUUAUUGAUCUUAGUCUUGUAUACAAGCAUGGUAUUGAUAUUCUUGCAGAACGAUUGUAUCGAAAUGGUGUCCACGGACAUGUUUUGACAUUCUUUAAAAGUCUACAAGAUUUAUCUAUUACUGGCUUACCUUCACUUUUAACACUUUUUGAUUCACCUUUAACCACUUGCUCUUCAUCAACUCUUUCAAAAUUAUGUGUGUUUUUGAAUGGUUUCGGAGAAUGUCUCGCUUUACUUGAUGGCCGUCUCGCAGGGUUAACCACAUUGAUUGUUAUUCUUGAUAGUACACGUUUACAUUCAUCAACUUAUAAUAUGGAUAAUUUACCUAAUUUGAAGUGUUUCUCACUAAAAUGCCUUUGUAUGUCUGAUGAGUAUGAUACUCAAAUUGUACCACUUCUUCGUCGUAUGCUAAAUCUUCAAGAAUUAACUUUGAAUAUUUUUAUUCAAAAUCGAUUCAAACUUGUCGACGGUACCCAAAUUAAUAAUGAAAUCUUUAUUCAUAUGCCGUUACUUCAAAAGUUUAAUUUCUACAUUCAUACUGGAAGUUAUCGCAACGAUUCAAUUCGUUUAUCUAGUGAUGAAAUUCGACAAACUUUUGCUAAUAUUGGAUAUCCACAUAUGGAUUGUAUUCGGUACGACUUACCGCACAUCGCUAGAUGUCAUGUUUUUUCGCUACCAUUUAUGUUCGAAAAUUUCGAAUUUCUUGGCAAUUCAUUUCCAUCUAUUGUCUUUGGUCGUGUUACUCAUUUAUCGGUAUACGAUAAAGUUCCAUUCGAACACGAAUUUUUCGUCCGACUCGCCCGCCAUUUUCCUUCACUUAAAGAAUUGAGCGUAAUAAACCGUAUGUCACAAUCAAAUAUGUCAGAUCAAUUGAAUUCUCAAGAAACUCAAUCCUUUCCCCCCAUUGAAUAUCCUUACCUUACUUCUCUUUCCUUAGUAUAUGCAAAUAUUGACUAUGUCGAUCAGCUUCUGAAUCAAGAGAAAAUAGUUCUCCCUUGUCUAACAAAAUUAGAAGUCGAUUAUGAUUAUUUAACCAGUGUAACAAAUAAUUUCACAAGAGAUGCAACACGACUCAAUUGUGCUAAAGUAAAAGAACUAAUUACUGAAAAGUCACUUGUACAUUCUGCCGAUUUCUAUGUUUAUUUCCCUCUUUUGUAA